AUGGCGCCUCCGUUUGCCCGGCGACGGCGCAGCGGAGUUGGAGCUGCUGCAAGCAGUGUUAGAUGCCCGUGGUGCCCAAAGGAGUUUCCUACGAAACAUGGUGUGACAAUCCACGCUGGGCGUGCUCAUGGGAAGAAACUUUCGGAUAUAAGGAUCAAUUCCCGUUCAGCUACUGGAUCCCAGCCACCCACAUCUUCCCCGUCCUCCUCUCUUGGAGCUGUUCUCUCUGCAGCCUCUUCCUCUGCUGUUGUCAACGCCGAGGGAGAGAGGGCGCCUGGUACUGUUGAGGAGAGCGCCGCCGUUACUGAGCCAGCGCCGCCAGCCACUCUGCCUUUACACAGAGCGCUGGCGAACGCGAAACUCACCAGGAAGAUUCUUCGGAGGAUUCCGAAAGGCGCGCGAAUACCGGUACGCAGGUUGCUCCACGACCUACUUAAGGAAGUGGCUGUCAAAAAUGACGUGCAGAGUUGGAGUGCGUUGCUCACCUUUGCACCGAGGGUGUUGCAUGUUGACCAACAGAACAGAGGGGAUAAGAGUCUUGCUGCCAUAGUUAAAGAUAAUGUGGUGUCUUUCUAUAGCACCGCAUUAGAGCCUAUGCAGCAAGAGGGUAGAGGCAAGCGGACCAUGGAUGAUAAGAGCCGUGCUACCAUCGCCGGCCACAAGCUCUCCAUGGAUUUCAACGUUCGCGCUGCAAUACGCAUUCUGGCGUCCGACGACUCGAUAGCUUCAGUGACUGAGGAGUCUCUGGCGGAGAUGCGGGCUAAGCAUCCUCCUGCUCCGGCAGAUGAUGCUUUUCCUGCUCCUCCAACAGGACCUUCGGUUGCUGGCUCGUGUUCGUCCGAUGAUGUCACCAAGGCACUUCUGUCAUUCCCCUCAGGUGCUGCAGGUGGGCUCGAUGGCCUGACCCCUGAUCACCUGAAGUGUCUUCUCCAGACCAACGGAGACCAAAGCGAACUGCUGGCCACAGUCGCUAAGGUGUGUGACAUCAUUCGUAAUGGACAAGUGCCUGAAGGCGUGCGCGAUGUUGUUUAUGGCGGCUGGCUGAUCGCGUUGAGAAAGAAGACUGGUGGCUAUCGGCCGAUCGCAGUUGGGUGCACACUGCGGCGGUUGGCAACCAAAACUCUUCUGCCUCACGUCGACGGCAGCUACCUCCGACCUCGACAAAUGGGAUAUGCCACCAAUAACGGAGCAGAGAUUAUUGUCCACACAGCACGAUCGUUUCUGGAGAAGAACGAGAAGUGCUGUCUUCUCAAGUUGGACUUUAAAAAUGCAUUCAAUCUUAACAAGCGCGGCAGACUGCUGUUGGAGGUAGCCAACCAUGCAGCUGCCCUCUACCCCAUGAUGUACCAGGCUUACUCCAGGCCAACGCCGAUCAUGUUUGGGGAAGAGGAGAUUCUCUCUCGCGCUGGCUGUCAGCAGGGGGAUGUGGCCGCUCCCCUGGUCUUCAGUUUGCUGCUUCAUCAGUAUGUUAAGAAAGUCACUUCAGCAGUCCCUCUGUUUUACCUGGAUGACGGUACCCUGUUGGACACCAACCCCUCGGCAUUGUUGUAUGACAUCAGCAUGCUGAGGGAGUUCGAGAAGUACAGCGGAUUGCAGCUCAAUCCUGCCAAGUGCGAGCUGUACUUGCAAGGAUAUGAGGAGGCCGAGCGUCUCCGGAUCACCGAAGAAUUCCAACAGGCUCUUCCGAACGUCAUUAUCAGGGAUCGAUGCGACCUCGAUCUCCUGGGCUCUGCCGUAUUUCCUGAGAUGGUGGGCCAG
This is a messenger RNA of Onthophagus taurus, 1758 nucleotides long. Lineage: Eukaryota; Metazoa; Arthropoda; Insecta; Coleoptera; Scarabaeidae. The record is from RefSeq and is a predicted model, not a curated record.